This is a messenger RNA of Cucurbitaria berberidis CBS 394.84, 2295 nucleotides long. RefSeq names its product general substrate transporter. The record is from RefSeq and is a predicted model, not a curated record. Gene Ontology annotation, biological process: transmembrane transport; carbohydrate transport. Gene Ontology annotation, cellular component: plasma membrane. The coding region runs from base 269 to 1969 and encodes 566 amino acids. The transcript is spliced from 2 exons. NCBI's taxonomy places the organism in Eukaryota, Fungi, Ascomycota, Dothideomycetes, Pleosporales, Cucurbitariaceae. Gene Ontology annotation, molecular function: carbohydrate:proton symporter activity.
UUGGCCUCCAUGUCUAGAGCGUCAAAACAUAGGGCGGUGGUCUGAGUGCAGGGUUAACAUCGGGGCUCCACUGUUAGACCUGCCAAUGGCCCCCGCAAGCUCUUGCUAUUUAUUGAGCGCAAAGUUCUCUUCGCAAUCCACACUGGACUUCUAUUCUCCAACCCUUCCCCAUAUAGCUCCUCCAUAACCCACAACUCACCCCGAAGGACCAGUUUGCCACUGUUCUUCUAUUCUUCAACCUUCAGUGAGCACACAACACUACGGCAAGAUGCGUUUCUUUAGUAAAAAGGAACAAGAGGUCCACGAAAAAGGGACCCCAGAAACCAACACACCCACGGAGACUCCCCUGAGAGGCAACUCUCAUGUCGCUGCCGCCGCCACAGAUGUCGAGCCUAAAGGCCGAGUACCUAUCAUUGCGGUCAUUCUAGGAGCAGUGGCCAGCAUUGGAGGUUUCAUGUUCGGUUACGAGUCCGGACAAAUUUCCGGAUUUCUCGCCAUGUCCGACUUCAAGGAGAGGUUCGGUGAGAAUGGCGAAUUCUCUCCCGUUCGUCAAGGUGCUAUUGUCGGUCUUUUAGCUAUCGGUACUCUUUUCGGAUGCUUGGGUUCAGCGCCUCUUGCUGAUACCUACGGUCGUCGUCUUACCAUUUCCGGCUCCGCAUUCUUCUACAUCAUUGGCGUCAUCAUCGAAAUCACCAGCGAGAGGGUCUGGGUUCAGUUUGCCAUGGGUCGUCUUGUUGCAGGUCUUGGCAUUGGCGCCCUCUCCACCGUCGUCCCUAUGUACCAAUCCGAGUCGAUCCCCAAGCGCAUCCGUGGUGCUACCGUUAGCUCCUACCAGCUUUUCAUCACCCUCGGAAUUUGGACAGCGUACAUGGUCAACUAUGGCACGUCGAAGGACUACUUUGAUAGCGCGCAAUGGCGCAUUCCCAAUGGUCUUUCGGCGCUCUGGGCACUCAUCCUAGGCAGCACUAUCCUCCUUCUUCCCGAAUCGCCCCGUUACGCCUACCGCAAGGGUAACAUUGAAGACGCACGCAAGAACAUGGCUCGCUUGAACGGUAUCGAUCCUCACAGUGCCUACAUCGACAAGGAAAUUGCCGAGAUCCAGGAGAAGCUUGAGGCCGAGUCAACGGGCGGAGCUCAUCCAUGGCACGAGAUCUUCACCGGACCACGCAUGUUGUACCGCACGCUACUUGGUAUGGUCCUCCAGGCUGGUCAGCAGCUUACUGGUGCCAAUUACUUUUUCUAUUACGGUACCACCAUCUUUGCCGCAACUGGCCUGGAGAACUCAUAUGUUACUUCCAUCAUCCUUGGCACAGUCAACGUUGUCGCUACCAUUGGCGGAUUGUGGAUUGUCGAGAACGUCGGUCGCCGCAAAGCCAUGAUGGGUGGUGCUGCCUGGAUGGGAGUCUGUCUGUUCAUCUACUCCUUCAUCGGACAAUAUCAACUUGACCACGCCAACCCCAAGAGCACUCCUCAGGCCGGAAACAUCAUGAUCGUUUUCACGUGCCUCUUCAUUGCGGCAUUCGCAACUACCUGGGGACCCUUGGUUUGGGCAAUCGUCGGCGAACUCUACCCUGCCCGCUACCGCGCUACCUGCAUGGCUCUCGCGACCGCUACCAACUGGCUCUUCAACUUCCUCAUCUCCUUCUUCUCGACCAUGAUCACGAAGAAGAUCGACUACUUCUACGGCCUCGUCUUCGCCGUUUCGGUUUUCGUACUGUUCUUCAUCGUCUACUUCUUCAUGAUCGAGACCAAGGGUCGUUCGCUGGAGGAGAUCGACACGAUGUACAUGCUGCACGUCAACCCGAUCACCAGCGCCAAGUGGGAUCCAUCUUCCCUUCAGAAUGAUGGCUUAGUCGAUACGGACAGGCUAGAAUUAGGCCCGGGCGGAAGGACCAUCAACAAAUCGGAGCAGUCGGGUCGCCCUGCUGGCAUAUUGGCGUCUACGGAGCGUCAAGAGGUUCAGGUCUAGGUUUGAGGCCUUGCGACACUUAUAACCUGCGUAAUAUGUAGAUGAUAGAUUGCGCGGUUAUCGCACCGUUGCGUUUAUUUGCACGUUUCGUAUUGGAACAUAAGUGCGUUAAUAGAUGAUGCUGUAAGAUAUAGCAUGAAUAGACAACUAAGCCCGUCGGGCAUUUCAUAUCAUUGGCUUUUAUCCAAGAAACUAUUUCAGCAAGCAGUGUCAACUUUUCCCAAACAGUAGACCUUCAUCGACGGCAUUGGUUCAAUGUGCCGAGUUCUCGAGACCUGAGAUAGAUGUAAACACCGGGUAACCAGGCUCGAUAUAACUAUCCGAAU